Messenger RNA from Dufourea novaeangliae, 3745 nucleotides. Its product is annotated as 1-phosphatidylinositol 4,5-bisphosphate phosphodiesterase-like. The transcript is spliced from 20 exons. Gene Ontology annotation, molecular function: phosphatidylinositol-4,5-bisphosphate phospholipase C activity; calcium ion binding. The record is from RefSeq and is a predicted model, not a curated record. Gene Ontology annotation, biological process: lipid metabolic process; phosphatidylinositol-mediated signaling. NCBI's taxonomy places the organism in Eukaryota, Metazoa, Arthropoda, Insecta, Hymenoptera, Halictidae. The coding region runs from base 131 to 3445 and encodes 1104 amino acids.
GCCGUCCGUUCAGCCGGUGCAGCGGGGAACUAAAAUGUGCAAGCCAGCCAGGAAGAAACGGUCUUAACGUCGAACCAGACGAAAGCAAACACGUCUAACAGAUUGACACGUUCCACUCGGUGCGGGGAAGAUGACGAAGAGGUUCGAGUUCAAUUGGCAGAUCGAGGUACCGCUACCACUGCGUCACGGAUGCAUGUUCGACCGAUGGUCAGAGGAGAAGGACAACACCGAACUGGAAGUGAAUUGUGUGUUCAAGGUCGACGAAUAUGGCUUCUUCAUCUACUGGCAGAGCGAGGGAAAGGACGGGGAUGUGAUAGAGCUUUGUCAAGUGAGCGACAUACGUGCCGGCGGUGUGCCUAAGGACCCGAAGCUGUUCGACAAGCUCCUGACGAAGCAUGGCGAGCAGCUGGACGAGAAAAGUUUAACCAUAUGCUCCGGCGUAGACUAUACCAAUAUUAAUUACCAGCACGUCGUCUGUCCGGAUCCGGCUACGGCCAAGAUAUGGCUGGAUGGCAUACGAUCGAUUACGCACAACGUGAAAGCCAACAACGUUUGCCCGCUCACGUGCUUGAAGAAACAUUGGAUGCGGCUCAGAAUGCUGGUCGAUCCAAAUGGAAAAGUUCCGGUGAAAGUGGUCGCGAGAACUUUCGCGUCCGGGAAAACGGAAAAGCUCGUCUAUCAGUGCCUCGCCGAUUUAGGCCUACCCAGUGGAAAGAACGACGUAAUCGAGCCGGACGACUUCACGUUCGACGCGUUCUACGCGCUCUACCACAAAAUCUGCCCCCGGAACGACAUCGAAGAGCUGUUCCAGUCCAUCACCCAGGGUAAGGCGGACACGAUCAAUCUGGAUCAGCUGGUCACGUUUCUGAACGAGAAGCAACGGGAUCCGACACUGAACGAGAUACUCUAUCCCCUGUACGACGAGAAAAGGGCCAUGGAGAUCAUAAACGAUUACGAGCAGCACGAGACGGCGCGAAAUCAAAAAACGAUGACGAAAGAUGGUUUCAUAAGGUACCUGAUGUCCGACGAGAACGCGCCCGUUUUCUUGGACCGGCUGGACGUCUACAUGGACAUGGACCAAUCGUUGGCCCAUUAUUACAUAAACUCGAGCCACAACACGUAUUUGAGCGGCAGGCAAUUUGGCGGCAAGAGCAGCGUUGAGAUGUACAGACAGGUGUUGCUCGCUGGUUGUAGGUGCGUGGAGCUCGACUGCUGGGAUGGCAAAGGGGAGGACGAGGAGCCGAUAAUCACCCACGGGAAAGCCAUGUGCACGGAUAUCCUCUUCAAGGACGUGAUAUACGCGGUCCGUGACACCGCUUUCGUCACGUCCGAGUACCCGGUGAUUCUCAGCUUCGAGAACCAUUGCGGCAAGAAGCAGCAAUACAAGCUGGCCAAGUAUUGCGACGAGAUACUCGGGGACUUGUUGCUGAAAGAGCCCAUCAAAGAAUUUCCACUGGAGCCGGGCGCGCCCCUGCCGCCGCCGAGCAUGCUAAAACGUAAGAUCCUGAUCAAGAACAAACGACUGAAACCGGAAGUGGAGAAGCACGAGCUGGAGCUGUUCAGGCAGGGCCAAUUCGUCAUCGAGGACGAGGUGAAAGAGGACGCGAGUGCACCGCCAGCGGUCGCGGUCGUUGUCGAACAACAAUCGGUAAAGGAAGAGCCAACCGUGGUCGAGACCGUCGUUACGACGACCACUGGGAAUCAACCGCAGUCUGGCUCUACCGCCGGGUUGGGUGACAACUUGGAGUUGGCAGUUGUUCAACCAUACACAGGAAGCACGACAAAUGUGCAUCCGUGGCUCUCGUCCAUGGUGAACUACGCUCAACCUAUCAAGUUCCCGGGCUUCGACGUCGCUGAACAGAAGAACAUCCACCACAAUAUGUCUUCCUUCGCGGAAACCGCUGGCCUGAAUUACUUGAAAACGCAAGCCAUCGAGUUCGUGAAUUACAAUAAACGGCAAAUGAGCCGUAUCUAUCCGAAAGGCACUCGGGCGGACUCAUCGAAUUACAUGCCACAGGUCUUCUGGAACGCUGGCUGCCAAAUGGUGUCAUUGAAUUUCCAAACCGCGGAUCUACCUAUGCAGCUGAACCAGGGAAAGUUCGAGUACAAUGGUUCGUCGGGUUACCUUCUGAAGCCGGACUUCAUGAGACGGGCGGAUCGAAGCUUCGAUCCUUUCGCGGAGAGCCCUGUGGACGGUGUGAUCGCCACUCAGUGCAGCGUUCAGGUAAUAGCAGGCCAAUUCUUAUCCGACAAGAAAGUCGGAACGUACGUGGAAGUAGAAAUGUACGGUCUACCCACGGACACGAUUCGCAAAGAAUUCCGUACGAGGGUGGUCCCGGCGAACGGCCUGAAUCCCGUCUACAAUGAAGAACCCUUCCUAUUCCGAAAAGUCGUCCUACCAGAUUUGGCGGCGUUGCGAUUCGCGGUUUACGACGAAUCCAAUGGCAAGCUUCUGGGUCAAAGAAUCGUUCCUUUAGACGGUCUACAGUCGGGGUAUCGGCAUAUAUCUCUAAGAACGGAGGCAAACUUCCCAAUGUCGCUGCCUAUGCUGUUUUGUAACAUUGAGAUCAAGAUCUAUGUGCCUGACGGUUAUGAAGGACUUAUGGAUGCAUUGACGGCACCACGGGCCUACAAGAAACCGGAGAGCAUGUCGCAGAACAAAAUGAAGGGCCUUGGGAUAGAGGAGAGCGACAGCAAAGGAAAUGACUCUGCGCCCGCUCAUCAUCGGGAACCACCUAAACCCAGGGAGGAAAUGAAAUUCGACCCGAUAACGGUAGAAGUAUUACGGCAAGAGAAGGGCUAUCAGAAGGUACUCAGGAAGCAGCAAAAGGAGCUGGAAUCUCUGAAGAAGAGGCACCAAAAGGAAAAACUAACCGUCCAAAAGCAACACUGCGUAGCGAUAGAGAAGAUUAUCAAAGGGAAAAACAAAGCAGAACUCUCGAGGGAUCCAACGGUUCGUCGAGCGGUUUCCGAUCAAACAGUUCAGUGGUCUCGACUGGCCGAUAGGCAACGUCGCGAGGAACGUGAUUUGGUACGAUCUCACCUGGAGGAACGACGGAACACCUUGUGCAAACUGUGCGUGACUGCUCAGCUGGCCCAACAGAAGCAACUCGCGGCGCGACACGAGCGUGAGAUCAAAGAGAUGAACGCCAGACAGGCGAGGCUGUCGGUGGAAAGCAUGAGGGAGGUGAUGAACGACAAAACUCUGAAGACACGGGGAAUUAAGGAGGGUCGGCUCAGGGAGAAGCAGCAGAACAACACGAAGAAGUUCAUGGAGGAGCGAAGGAUCGCGCAGAGUAUUCAGAACAGGGAAAAAGAGAAGCUGAAAGUGAUUCACGAGAAACAACUGGAAGAAUUGCAAAAGGAUAUGAAUGCGAUCAUGGAUAUGUACAAAAACGAAGAGAUGGAGUACGAACUGGGCCCUAAAACCGAAUUCUACGUGUGAUAGCCGUCGCGGUUUGUCCUAUUCGUUCCUCUGUAACUAAACGAUUGCAGGGAAGUCGAGGUGCUGCGUUCAGAGUAUCCGCUACAAACGUUAAUUACUAUUGGAAUUGGGAUCAAGACUUGUUCGCCUACGUUCUCGGACACGCCGACGUUCCCGCGUAAUCCCGACGGAUAACGUCAGCGCCCCGAGAGCCGGAAGCAACAGAGAAACUCCGCGUUAAUCGUAAUUCUAGUUCAUUCUCCUGGAUAUUUUUUUAUAAGAAAGAAGCAUCUUCUAACUCUCCAUACUCUCCGUCGUCGC